GACAAGAGAAGAGAAGACCAAAGAAGGAGAGAUUAUAAGCAUUAUGCCACUUGGCUACAGUGAAAUAUUUUCUAGACAAUUUCAUACAGGAGUCACCAGCUACUGUGCCAUCUUUCCCAUUGCCCAUCGAUCUGAUUGGGGAGAAGAAAUUGCCAAGAGGGCAGAAGAGUCUGUUCAUCUGUGAUGUGCAUCGGUAGAUCAGACUCACCACGUCCCCUUUAAGCUGCUGCAUUUGCUCAUCAUUGCUAUCCAGUUCAUCGUGACAGUUACAUACAAAAUCCAGCAGGCAAAAGAUGCCAGUGAUCAAUAUUGAGGACCUGACAGAAAAGGACAAAUUGAAGAUGGAAGUUGACCAGCUCAAGAAAGAAGUGACACUGGAAAGAAUGCUGGUGUCCAAAUGUUGUGAAGAAGUAAGGGAUUAUGUUGAAGAGAGAUCUGGGGAGGACCCCCUAGUAAAGGGCGUACCAGAGGACAAAAAUCCCUUCAAGGAGCUCAAAGGAGGCUGUGUGAUUUCAUAAAGAAAAAAAAAAAAAUCUUGGAACAUCUUGAGCUUUAAUGUCAAUACUAAUUUGGGGUCAUAUGUUAUACUACUG
Molecule: messenger RNA, 593 nt
Organism: Camelus dromedarius (Arabian camel)
Lineage: Eukaryota; Metazoa; Chordata; Mammalia; Artiodactyla; Camelidae
Gene: GNGT1
Product: G protein subunit gamma transducin 1
Exons: 3
Coding region: 294-518 (74 amino acids)
Biological process (GO): G protein-coupled receptor signaling pathway
Cellular component (GO): heterotrimeric G-protein complex
Molecular function (GO): G-protein beta-subunit binding
Source: RefSeq, a predicted model, not a curated record